UAUUAAUAUAGAAUUGAAAUAUGUCAUUUUUCAAACAUUUGCAACAAAAUCUGAGUCUUCCUUCUGUGUCUUCACUGGUUGACACGUUAAGUAAUGCUGUAGAUGAUUUUACUAGUGCAGUUGGUGAUGUCAGCUACACAGUAGCCGACUCUGUUACAGAGCAGGUAACAAAUGUGUUCAGCAGUUUUCGGACAGAAACGACAAUUACAGUGCAAGAAGAUAAACCUCUAUUAGACAAAGAUAAAGUAACAUCAUUAAAUAAUAUUAAAGAAAAUUUUGUGAGAGAAGAAUGUGUACCAGAAGAAAAACACAGACAAAGUGCUUCUUCAAAAAAAUGUACAAAUGAUGGUAGGGAAUUUUGUCCUAAUAAAAGCAAAGUAGAUUCUCAGCAAAAUGUUCCUGAACCAAAUAAUUUUUUUAAUGAGACAAAAAUUGGUGAGACACAUGUAAAACAUGCUCAGUGCAAAAUUAAUUACUUAGAAAAACACAUAUCAAAAGAUAAUAGAGAGAAUUCCAGUACUUAUAAGCCAGAAGAAUUUCUUAAUCAAGAACCAGAUAGACAGUCAUAUACUGUAUCAAACCAAUCUAAUGAAAGUUUGUGUGAAAAAAUAAAACAAAAACCAACAGAACUUGACUUGAAAAACACUAAAGAAGUACACAGUAUUUCAUUCAAGAGUUUGGAAGAAACUGAGGAACAAACAGUAGAACUGCCAGACUCAAGAUCUGAAAAACUAAACCGUUUUCAUGAAGUAAAAAGAAAGAAAUACAAGACACUUGUGACAAAGCAAGAAGAAAAUGUAACAUCUGAUCUUUCAAAGAAAAGUGAAAAGGAAAAGACUAAGUACUCAGAAAGUUUUUUAAAAGAAGUGAGUAGUAAGAAGACACCAGAAAAAGAUAACUUAUACAUAAAUAAAGACCAGCAUGGUUCAUCAUCGGAGAGUGAAGAUGAGGCACUAGGUAAAUACCAUGAAGCCUUGUCAAGAACACAGAGUUCAUGGCCACCAGCAGGCAACAGUAGACAACAGAAAAAUUAUCGUUGGGAAACCAGACAAAAAUAUAGCCCAUUGUCUGCAGAGUAUGAUGGGUAUAGUAGUGAAGCCUCUGUAGAUGAAGCAGACUGUAUUCAAAGAAUGAGACAAACACCUCCUCUUGAUGAAUUGCAGCCUCCACCAUACCAGGAUGAUAGUGGCUCUCCACAUCUCUCCUGUACACCUUCUGAAGUUGGUGAGAGCAAAUGUGAAUUUUCUCAGUGCAGCAACAGUCCAAGAUGUUCUUAUAAAUGCCCAAGUGAAGGAAGUAACGGGCAUGAAAUAGAAAGUUUCCAUAAUAAAGGAUAUGAAGAAGAUGUGCCUAGUGAUAGUACUGCUGUCCUUAGCCCGGAGGAUCUGUCCGUUCAAGGAUCAUCAUCACAGCUCCCUAAAUCUUUUGAUCCAGAACCAGAAGCUAAAUAUGGCACCUUGGAUGUGACUUUCGACUAUGACUCACAGGAACAGAGGCUUCUGAUAACAGUUACAUCUGUCACAGACAUUCCAAAUUAUAGCAAGACAAGUGGAAGUCUGUGGCAAGUACACCUAGUUCUCCUUCCUAUCAAGAAACAGAGGGCAAAAACCAGUAUCCAACGUGGUCCUUGCCCUGUCUUGACUGAAACAUUUAAAUUUAAUCACAUUGAGUCUGAGAUGAUUGGGAAUUAUGCAGUACGCUUUAGACUAUACAGUAUACGUCGUGUAAAAAGAGAAAGAAUUUUAGGAGAAAAGAUAUUUUACUUAACCAAAUUAAAUCUUCAAGGAAAGAUAUCAGUACCAGUGACUCUAGAACCAGCAUACAACAUUUCUGGCUGUGAGUCCCAAAUGAGCAUGUCAGAGGCAUCCUGCAGUGAAAGUAUUUCCUCUUGUCAAUCUUUGGCACAUGGCUCAGCUCCCGAAAUCCUCAUCGGAUUGCUUUAUAAUGCCACAACUGGAAGACUAGCAGCAGAAGUGAUAAAAGGCAGCCACUUCAAAAACUUGGCAGCAAACAGACCACCCAAUACAUUUGUUAAGCUGACCUUGCUGAAUUCCAUGGGUCAAGAAAUGUCCAAAUGCAAGACAUCCGUCCGAAGAGGGCAGCCAAAUCCAGUGUACAAGGAGACCUUUAUUUUUCAAGUGGCACUCUUUCAGCUUUCCGAUGUUACACUUAUAUUAUCUGUGUAUAACAAACGCAGCAUGAAGCGAAAGGAAAUGAUAGGCUGGAUUUCUUUAGGUUUGAACAGCUCUGGUGAAGAGGAGCUGAACCACUGGACUGAGAUGAAAGAAUCAAAAGGACAACAAAUAUGUAGGUGGCACUCUUUAUUAGAAUCUUAAUUUAGAAUUGAAGCUCCACUGAAUGUCAACAUAGAAUGAGAUUAUUGUUUUCGUACAGCUAAGAGACUCUUACAGAAACUACAAGUUUUUGUAUUUCAAAUUAACAUUCCUCUUUUAAAAAAUGCACAAAAUGCUGUGAAGGAGUAUAAACAUUCACAUUUUCAUUUAAUAUUACUGUUUUUUUAAAGCACCAGAUGCAGAAGAUAGCAACCACAAGUCUUUAUCAUGAAACAUUUAGGAUUCUCUCACCUAUUCUUACUUUGGUUAACAUGCAACUUUUAUGCAAAUCUUUUAUUUGUAUGAAAUUAUCUGAUUGGUUUUUUUUCUCUUUUAGUAGUGUUGCGCUUCAUGUUGUAGAUGAUCUAUCAAGAAGCAGAUCUAGAGGGGGAAAGAAGAAUGGUUAAAUGGCAGAAGAAAGCUCAAUGAUAGGAGUGAAAUAUUGUAGGUUUGCGAUAGUAUUAUUUUUUCCCAUCCUUAGUGAUUUAACAUUUCUGACAGUGUAUGUCUGAAGAGUUGCUAUGCAAGAGAAGCUAGAUGCUGACUACUUAUGAGAUUCUCUGUGGUGUCUGUUUUAAACAUGAUUCUUUCCCCCACCCCCAAGAGAGCUGAAACUGUUUUAAAAGAGAAUUACCAUUUAUGGUGUAAAGACACAUAACUUUCAUUCUUGAUAAAUAGGCUUUUGUAUUAUUUCAAAAGCUGAAAAACUUGUUUGACCAGACUGUAAAUCUCACCUCUUAAAAAUUACUGGGAUGG
This is a messenger RNA of Pseudonaja textilis, 3089 nucleotides long. It is a transcript of the gene SYT14, whose product is annotated as synaptotagmin 14. Gene Ontology annotation, molecular function: phospholipid binding. Lineage: Eukaryota; Metazoa; Chordata; Lepidosauria; Squamata; Elapidae. The record is from RefSeq and is a predicted model, not a curated record.